UUCAUUUGUGUUUCCAAAAUAAUCACAUAUGUAUAUGGGAUGCCGGUUACGAUAAACAAAAUAAACACGAUAAACACUUCCCGAAAUCAUUUUUGUAAUAGAAGAAAUUUUGAAAAAUAAUCGACAAAAACAAAUAAAAUGGUGAGCGAACUAUCUUAUGGCUUCCGCGAAGACUGUUUUGCAUUUCUAAACGAAUUCAGCAAACAGGGAUCGUUGGAGUUUCGAUACUUUUGCCAGGAAUGGAAGAAAAUGAACUUCCAAUACGUGUUUUACGGUCGUAACACAGAUUUUGAGAUGGUUGAAUUUGUCAACGAAGCCCUGUUGAUAGUGAAGCAAAUAUUCCUCUGCUCAAAGAAGCACUUGGAGAAAGUGGGAGCAUUUUAUCUCCUGUAUGCACUCUACUUCAAACAACCCACAGGGUUGUUCUGCAAAAUCCGGUUGACACUCUCGGAUUUGUGUGAGCUGAAACGAUUUUCACAGUGUCCGCUGCCGGAGCAGUACUCACCGGAAGUGGCGACCAUCUUCUGGAAGCUGUUCGUGGGCGAUGCUUUUCGGUUUGUGCAAGACAAUAAGGAGUAUGGAUACGAUGGGUUUUUCAUUAAGGGUUUGCAAUCGAAUCGAUACGACGAUAAGGUGCGGGAGUCUUUCAAAGUGAUCAAAGAGGCGGAAAGAGAUUUCCGAACGAUGAAAUCGGCCACGGGGUUGUUCACUGCGCUGGAUGCACUGGAGAUGGGAUACAACGAAAUGAAGGAGUCUCUAGAUGAAACUGAAAUGUCUGUCAGCUCUUCGGAUAAAAUUCCUCAAUCGAACCUGAUGAUGAGUCUGCACAAGGAUCUCAAUGAUGUGCUGGCGAUUCUGAACGCCGAUGAACCGAUAUCCGGCGCCGGCGAGGAUAAUCCAUCGGACGAGUUUGCGACCUAUUCGGGCGAGAAUAUCGGUGCCAAGCGAUCUUCGCUGCGGGAACGAGCCUUCAAGCGGAAGGUGAAUAAGAAAGAUUUACAAAUUGCAACAUCCAUAAACGCAGCGAUGGUCGGCAGCAGUCCAUCAUCUAGAGCCCGAGCUCUAAGACCACGAGCGACCAAAAAACGUGAUGCCAACAUAUCGGUGUUGAACGACGAUGAAUCAAUCGCCGAUAUGGUCAGUACUGACGGAGAAGAAUCCGCCGUGUAGUCUAGCAUGGAAUGAUGCAAUCGAGUGAGAACACGUGGGAUCGGCGAUUACUACAGGUGAACUCUACUCAUCGUCUCGACACGUUGUUUGUAAUUUGUGACAUAUGAGGGAAGCUCUCGUUCUAAAGCUGAGUGGCAACUAAACUGAUCUUGCUUCUGUCGAAAGUGGGUGUAAUUACAGGAUUAACCCGUGAAAUUUAGCAUCGGUCGCCCUAUGUAUUUGUUGGAAAUAUAUUCAAAUGUGUCAUUUGAAUGGUAAUUUCAAUUUAUUUACGCUCCGACAUUCGGCGAUAUUAAAUUAAAUGAUAGUAUGAUUUAAAGAUAUCGUUGUCCAAAUACGCUACUUGAAUUAUUAGUGUUCAGUUCUCGUGCGAUUUGUGAUAUUUCAUCAAAUAGUAGCUAGGCUAUUGUGCAGGCAUAGGCCAUGGUUUAAACAAGUCCUCAAACUAGGUAAUAUUUACCCGAUUUCUAACAUAAAUGUGUUCAUAUUCACCCGAAUUUUAACAUUUUUAUUCAUUUUCAAAUUAAAAUUAAUGACUUUCCACGCUAAGUGUCUAAAUAAAUCAAGCCAGUCAAAACUA
This is a messenger RNA of Toxorhynchites rutilus septentrionalis, 1750 nucleotides long. RefSeq names its product snRNA-activating protein complex subunit 1 (gene Pbp45). The transcript is spliced from 4 exons. Lineage: Eukaryota; Metazoa; Arthropoda; Insecta; Diptera; Culicidae. Gene Ontology annotation, cellular component: snRNA-activating protein complex. Bases 139 to 1170 code for a protein of 343 amino acids. The record is from RefSeq and is a predicted model, not a curated record. Gene Ontology annotation, biological process: snRNA transcription by RNA polymerase III; snRNA transcription by RNA polymerase II. Gene Ontology annotation, molecular function: sequence-specific DNA binding.